AUGACGUGGGAAGAUAAGAUAGAUACCAGUGUCGGUAGUCCAUGUAGAAAUCUUCGUUUUUUGAAAGAAAUGGUUUCGACGAUUCAAGAAUGGUGGGAGGAAUAUCCCUACCAGAUCUCUCUGUGCGUAGCCCUUGUUUUCUUUGUAAUUUGGACUCUCUCGAAAACAUGUAAAAGACGAAGACGUCUGCAUGAUAUACCCGUACGCGACAUCACGAAAGGACAUAGGUGGUUAUUGAAAGACGAGUUUCGCAGAUCGACCUACUGUAGUGUUUGCGAAUCGCUCAUUACUCAUGGCGGAGUGUGCGAUUCGUGCAGUGUUUGCGCAGACGAUAUCUGCUUAUCAGCAGCGGACAGGUUAUUCGCGUGCAAAGCGUUGUCGCUGUCGAAGCAAGUGACACAAUCAAUGAAACACCACUGGGUGCGAGGAAAUUUGCCUCUAUUCACCGCCUGCUGCGUGUGUAAAGCAGAAUGCGGGAAUCUGCCGCGCCUGUCAGACCAUCGCUGUGUGUGGUGCCAGAGGACGGUUCACGACAACUGUUUAUAUUUGGUCAAGACAGCAGAAUGCGAUUUCGGGAAAUAUUGUAACUUGAUCAUACCCCCAUAUUGUCUAUCAUUAACACUAGUCGGUUGGAAGGGGCGCAGGCAUUGGAGCGUGGCGGGAGUUGUCAGCCCACCUGAUGACAGAAACUGGAAACCGAUUUUGGUUUUCUGUAAUCGUAAAAGUGGGAACAAUGAAGGAGAACAGAUUCUCAGUACAUACAGAUCUAUGCUUAACCCAGUACAGGUUGUUGAUUUAUCUGAAGUCCCUCCAGAGAAAGCGCUAGAGUUGUGUAAUUUUAUCCCUCAUAGGACGUGUACAAUACUGGUAUGCGGUGGAGAUGGUACCAUUGCCUGGGUGCUUGGUGCAAUUGAUAGUAUGAAUCUACAAACACGGCCAAAUAUUGGCAUUUUACCUCUUGGUACCGGUAAUGACCUUGCACGGGUGUUGGGAUGGGGUGAAGGGUACAGUGGAGAAGAGAACCUUGAUGAAUGGUUGGAUUCUAUUGUGAAUGCCAAAGUUACCCCCAUAGAUAGGUGGUCACUGAAUAUUGUCAAUCUUCGAAGAUUUGGAUUUCGGAAACCAGUGAAGGCGCUGUCAAUGACCAAUUAUUUCUCAUUGGGUUGUGAUGCAUCAAUUGCACUGAAAUUUCAUCGUCAGAGGGAGAGUCGGCCAUCUUGGUUUAAGAAUCGUGUUAUCAAUAAAAUAUGGUACUUCUUUUUUGGAGCUAGAGAUGCGCUUCUGGAACAGGAAUGCAAGAACUUUCAUAAGAAAGUUACAUUGGAAUUGGACGGCGCUGCGGUUCAGUUACCUGAAAUCGGAGGUAUCGUAGUUCUGAACAUCAAUAGCUGGGGUGCUGGUUGUGCUUUGUGGGGAACCAGUACUGGUGGUAACAACAUACCUAAAUCAAGGUCAGUUCUUGUUUGUGAAUUACCUAGCUAUUUUUAA
This is a messenger RNA of Saccoglossus kowalevskii, 1488 nucleotides long. RefSeq names its product diacylglycerol kinase epsilon-like. The record is from RefSeq and is a predicted model, not a curated record. Gene Ontology annotation, biological process: phospholipase C-activating G protein-coupled receptor signaling pathway. Lineage: Eukaryota; Metazoa; Hemichordata; Enteropneusta; Harrimaniidae. Gene Ontology annotation, cellular component: membrane. Gene Ontology annotation, molecular function: ATP-dependent diacylglycerol kinase activity.